Bufo gargarizans (Asiatic toad) is the source of this 872-nucleotide messenger RNA. It is a transcript of the gene MOCS1, whose product is annotated as molybdenum cofactor synthesis 1. Gene Ontology annotation, molecular function: 4 iron, 4 sulfur cluster binding; GTP 3',8'-cyclase activity; cyclic pyranopterin monophosphate synthase activity. Gene Ontology annotation, biological process: Mo-molybdopterin cofactor biosynthetic process. NCBI's taxonomy places the organism in Eukaryota, Metazoa, Chordata, Amphibia, Anura, Bufonidae. The transcript has 6 exons. The record is from RefSeq and is a predicted model, not a curated record. The coding region runs from base 66 to 857 and encodes 263 amino acids.
GAUGAGUUUGAUGUUGGAGAGUGAGAGCUGAAGAUCGGCCGCUCAGCUCCAGCACAGCCCGGGACAUGGCAGCGGGCGGCGGACGGGUGUGCGGGCUGCUGCGGGACAACCUCCUGCGAGUCAGACCCUGGGGGAGCGGCAGGCGAGGCUGCGUGUCCGGAGCGGUGGAGGUGGCCGGGGCCGUGCAGGGUGUGGCCUCGAGCACAGAUAGAAAGAGGUUCCUCCGAGAUCACGCCCUGCCCUUCUCUGCCUUCCUCACGGACGGCUUCGGCCGGCAGCACACUUACCUGAGGAUCUCGCUGACUGAGAAGUGUAACCUGCGCUGUCAGUACUGUAUGCCGGAGGAAGGGGUGAAGCUGACCCUGAAGAGCGAGCUCCUCACCACCCAGGAGAUCCUCACCUUGGCCAAGCUGUUUGUGCAGGAAGGGGUGGACAAAAUCCGCCUGACCGGGGGCGAGCCCCUCAUCCGGCCCGACGUGGUGGACAUCAUAGCACAACUGAGGAGACUGAAAGGGUUAAAGACCAUUGCACUGACGACCAAUGGCAUUAACCUGGCGCGGCUGUUACCCAGGCUGAAGGAGGCCGGAGUGGACGUUCUGAACAUCAGCCUGGACACCCUGGUGCCUUCCAAGUUCGAGUUCAUUGUGCGCAGGAAAGGUUUUCAUAAAGUCAUGGAGGGCAUCCAUCGUGCGCUGGAGCUGGGCUACAAUCCUGUCAAGGUGAACUGUGUGGUCAUGAGAGGGUUAAAUGAAGACGAGCUCUUGGACUUUGUUGCACUCACAGAGAGGCAGCCGCUCGAGGUGCGGUUCAUCGAGUACAUGCCGUUUGAUGGUAAGUCAUCUUACUAUGCGGAAUGAUGGGAGUAGUAGUGG